This is a messenger RNA of Symbiodinium pilosum, 465 nucleotides long. The record is from the annotation of a GenBank genome assembly. Lineage: Eukaryota; Dinophyceae; Suessiales; Symbiodiniaceae.
GUAGACAUGCUGCAGGAUGAAGCGCGAAAACUUGGAACCGAACUGGCCUGGAUUCCGAAGUCGGCCGUCUUUCGGAAACAGCAGCUUUCCACGGAUGGUUGCCUUUUGCUUGCUCAGACAAGAGGCACUGCAGAAUCACAUGCAAUGGACUUGGUUGGAGGAGUUUGGCGCGGUUCAGGAGCAGGGCUGUUUGCCGGUCUGGACCGUGACGAAUUUGUGAGCAAGUGCAUCGCCCAAAGCCUUCAUGAGGAACCUAGACUCUGGCGUCUGAGUGAUCUUGGCGUUUCGAGCCUGGGCCGCCUUUCUUUCGCGGAUCAGCCAAAGGAGCUGACAAGGCUGGUAAAGCAAAGCGCAACAUGUGGAGCACCGGCGAAGAAGCGCCAGCGGCUCGCCAAUCCGCUCCUUGGCACCGCGGCCUACGACAGCGAGUCAGGAGGUUCCACAGCCUCGGAGUCCGACGAGUGA